CGCACCGACUGUAGGAGAAGGGACGGAAAGAGUCCAGAACAUUCCGCCAGGUCUUGAAUUCCAGAUGUUCCAGCUGUGACUUCUCCCCGGCCCCUUGAUGGGACCACCGGCCGGCUGGACGCACGGGGACGCAGAGGCACGAAUGGGUCCCCAGCCGGAUGAAAGGACCCCAGCGUGGAGGCCAGGAGAUGGGGGCACGGCCCCUUCGCCCCUGCCCCCAGCCCUGUCCUUCCUUCUCCUCCUGCCACUGGCCAGUGCCCUCCAGCCCACUCCACUGCCCUUCCCAGAGCUGAGGCUGGUGGGGGGCCCCACCCGCUGCCGGGGGCGCCUGGAGGUCUUGCACGACGGCUCCUGGGGCAGCGUCUGCGACGACGACUGGGACGUGGUGGACGCCAACGUGGUGUGUCGCCAGCUGGGCUGCGGCCUGGCGCUGCCGGUGCCGCGGCCGCUCGCCUUCGGCCAGGGCCGGGGCCCCAUCCUGUUGGACAACGUGGAGUGCCGCGGGCAGGAGGCGGCGCUGAGCGAGUGCGGCAGCCGCGGCUGGGGCGUGCACAAUUGUUUCCACUACGAGGACGUGGCUGUCCUGUGCGAGGAAUUCUUGCCCUCGCAGUCCGCCACCAGGAGAGCGCCGACCAGCAGCGCGCCCCCUCCAACUCCGCAGAAUGGGAGAGACGAAGGCAGCGUGCGCCUGGCGGGGGGCGCGGGCCCGUGUCAGGGCCGCGUGGAGAUCCUGCACGCUGGGGUGUGGGGCACCGUGUGCGACGACGACUGGGGGCUGUCGGACGCCGCCGUGGUCUGCCGCCAGCUGGGCUGCGGCGCGGCCCUGGCCGCCACCACCAACGCCUUCUUCGGCUACGGCACGGGCCACAUCCUGCUGGACAACGUGCACUGCGAUGGCGACGAGCCGCAGCUGGCCGGCUGCUCCAGCCUGGGCUGGGGCGUGCACAACUGCGGGCACCACGAGGACGCCGGCGUGUUCUGCGCAGUCCUAGACCCUCCAACUCCCACAGCACCGCCACCCUCAGCCACAAGAGACGACUCGGCCUGGCACACGGAGCGCGCAGCUACUCGGGGCGGUGCCCAGCCCUCGGGGGAGCCGGCGCCGCUGACCACCGCUGCCUGGGCAGCGGGGAGGAAGAGCGGGCGGCUGCGGCUGGUGGGCGGCCCGGGCCCGUGCCGCGGCCGCGUGGAGGUGCUGUACGCCGGGGGUUGGGGCACCGUGUGCGACGACGACUGGGACUUCGCGGACGCGCGCGUGGCCUGCCGCGAGGCGGGCUGCGGACCCGCGCUGGGCGCCACUGGCCUCGGGCACUUCGGCUACGGCCGCGGCCCCGUGCUGCUGGACAACGUGGGUUGCACGGGUACCGAGGCCCGCCUCAGCGACUGCUUCCACCUGGGCUGGGGCCAGCACAACUGCGGCCACCACGAGGACGCCGGCGCGCUCUGCGCAGGCCCAGAUGAGCUGGUCCAGCAGGAGGGGUCUGAGACCACGCGGGUGCCCACGCCUCGGCCCAGGGAUGGGCACCUUCGUCUGGCCAACGGAGCCCACCGGUGCGAGGGGCGCGUGGAGCUGUUCUUGGGGCAGCAGUGGGGCACCGUGUGCGAUGAUGCCUGGGACCUGCGGGCAGCCGGCGUCCUGUGCCGCCAGCUGGGCUGUGGCCAGGCCCUGGCGGCCCCCGGCGAGGCCCACUUCGGCCCAGGCCGGGGCCCCAUCCUCCUGGACAACGUCAAGUGCCGUGGGGACGAGAGCACACUGCUCCUGUGCUCGCACAUCCGCUGGGACGCUCACAACUGUGACCACGGCGAGGACGCCGGCGUCCUGUGCCGGCCGUUAUGACCCAGCCGGCCCUGCAGGCCACCCCUCACCCCUCCUCCUCCUGUGGCUACUGCAGUUCACUUCGCCCCUUCCUGCCCUUGCCUGGGAGAGAGCCUGCCCGGAUGGUGUGGUCCUGCAGGGGCAGGCGGGGUGGGGUGGGGGAAGCCCGGCCCUGCCUGCUCACCGUGUGACCCUGGCCUGUCAUCAGCUAUUGUGGGUCCACUUCCACGGACACUCCCAUGUUUUGCUUGACCAAAACAAAAUGUGGGGAAGAGAAAUCGCCCCUCACCUCCUGUCCUAGGUGGGGCUCCUGAUCCGACACCCUCGACCCCUGUCUUCCCCGACCUGCAGCCUGGGGGCCUCACCAUGAAUGGGGCGCCUCAGUCUCCCAGGGCCUGCAGAAGAACCUGGGCCCUGGCCCUGCCCUGCUCUCCCAGGGCCUGGACUCGGAUGGUGCUCAGCUGGACAAGGGGACUGGAGGGGCCGAAGCAGGGACAGGGGCCCCUCCCCGCAGCGGGAACCAGCGUCUCCCACGUGUGCUGCCCCCACCACAGAGCUCCCACUUUGCUGCCGCAAAGAAUGCGGGGGGUGGGGGGGCCUGCAGCCACCCUUUCACAGGUGCCAAGUCAAUAAAGCACUGUGCCCGGUCUG
Lepus europaeus (European hare) is the source of this 2467-nucleotide messenger RNA. It is a transcript of the gene SSC4D, whose product is annotated as scavenger receptor cysteine rich family member with 4 domains. Gene Ontology annotation, cellular component: membrane. Lineage: Eukaryota; Metazoa; Chordata; Mammalia; Lagomorpha; Leporidae. The record is from RefSeq and is a predicted model, not a curated record. The coding region runs from base 98 to 1837 and encodes 579 amino acids. The transcript has 11 exons.